GGCUGCCGGCUGCUGCCACCGCAAUCCCCGCUCCUAAAUCAGCGCUGGGAAGCGUCCCCUCCCCCACCGGCUGCCCGCGCUCCCCGCGCCGCGAUUGGCCGCGCGGGCGCCCCCCGCCCGGGGCCCCCCCGCUCCAGCUGCAGCGCCAUUGGCUGCGGGUCUCCGCCAGCCUUUACAUAAGCCCGGGCGCGCUCGAGUGGAGUUGUAUAAAGCGAGCGAGCGGUGGCGGCGGGAGACUCGAGGCCAGCCCGGGACCGGGGCUGGGAGCUGGAAGGCGGCGGCGGCGGCAGCGAGCGCCCGCGCUCCGACGUCCCCAGGUGGGGCUGAGAGAGCCCGAAGAUGGCUCUGAGCGCUGACCUCGGCAUGUUCAGAAUGUUACUGUUCCUGCUGCUGCUGCGGUUUCUGCCCCCCACCGAGGGGUCCCAGCGUGCUGAACCCAUGUUCACUGCAGUCACCAGCUCCGUCCUGCCGCCUGACUAUGACAGCAACCCCACCCAGCUCAACUAUGGUGUGGCAGUCACCGAUGUGGACCAUGAUGGAGAUUUUGAGAUCGUUGUGGCAGGGUACAACGGCCCCAACCUGGUUCUGAAGUAUGACCGGACCCAAAAGCGACUGGUGAACAUUGCAGUGGACGAGCGCAGCUCCCCCUACUAUGCCCUGCGGGACCGGCAGGGGAAUGCCAUCGGGGUCACAGCCUGCGACAUUGACGGGGAUGGCCGCGAGGAAAUCUACUUCCUCAACACCAAUAAUGCCUUCUCAGGGGUGGCCACGUACACAGACAAGCUGUUCAAGUUCCGCAACAACCGGUGGGAAGACAUCCUCAGUGAUGAGGUCAACGUGGCCCGCGGUGUGGCCAGCCUCUUUGCCGGGCGCUCUGUGGCCUGUGUGGACAGGACGGGCUCUGGACGCUACUCAAUCUAUAUCGCCAAUUAUGCCUACGGUAAUGUAGGCCCUGAUGCCCUCAUUGAAAUGGACCCCGAGGCCAGUGACCUCUCCCAGGGCAUUCUGGCUCUCAGAGAUGUGGCUGCUGAGGCUGGGGUCAGCAAAUACACAGGGGGCCGGGGUGUCAGCGUGGGCCCCAUCCUCAGCAGCAGUGCCUCAGACAUCUUCUGUGACAACGAGAAUGGGCCCAACUUCCUCUUCCACAACCAGGGUGAUGGCACCUUCGUGGAUGCUGCUGCCGGCGCCGGCGUGGACGACCCCCACCAGCACGGACGAGGUGUUGCCCUGGCCGACUUCAACCGCGACGGCAAAGUGGACAUCGUCUAUGGCAACUGGAACGGCCCCCACCGGCUCUACCUGCAGAUGAGCGCCCAUGGGAAGGCCCGCUUUCGGGACAUCGCCUCACCCAAGUUCUCCAUGCCGUCCCCGGUCCGCACAGUCAUCGCCGCCGACUUUGACAAUGACCAGGAGCUGGAGAUCUUCUUCAACAACUUUGCCCACCGCAGCUCCUCAGCCAACCGCCUCUUCCGUGUCAUCCGCAGGGAACAUGGCGACCCCCUCAUCGAGGAGCUCAAUCCUGGUGAUGCCUUGGAGCCUGAGGGCCGGGGCACAGGGGGCGUGGUGACAGACUUCGAUGGAGACGGGAUGCUGGACCUCAUCUUGUCCCACGGGGAGUCCAUGGCUCAGCCGCUGUCUGUCUUCCGGGGGAACCAGGGCUUCAGCAACAACUGGCUGCGCGUGGUGCCUCGGACCCAGUUCGGGGCCUUCGCCAGGGGAGCUAAGGUCGUGCUCUACACCAAGAAGAGCGGGGCCCACCUGAGGAUUAUCGAUGGGGGUUCGGGCUACCUGUGUGAGAUGGAGCCCGUGGCACACUUCGGCUUAGGGAGGGAUGAAGCCAGCAGUGUGGAGGUGACGUGGCCAGACGGCAAGAUGGCAAGCCGAAGUGUGGCCAGUGAGGAGAUGAACUCUGUGCUGGAGAUCCCCUACCCCCGAAAUGAGGACAGACUUCAGGACCCAGCCCCACUGGAGUGCGGCCAAGGAUUCUCCCAGCAGGAAAAUGGCCAUUGCAUGGACACCAACGAAUGCAUCCAGUUCCCAUUUGUGUGCCCUCGAGACAAGCCCGUGUGUGUCAACACGUACGGAAGUUACAGGUGCCGGACCAACAAGAGGUGCAGUCGCGGCUAUGAGCCCAACGAGGACGGCACGGCCUGUGUGGGGACUCUCGGCCAGUCACCGGGCCCCCGCCCCGCCGCCCCCGCCGCUGCUGCCGCUGCCCGAGCUGCUGCCGCUGCUGGAGCUGCCGCUACUGCACCGGUCCUCGUAGAUGGAGAUCUCGAUCUGCGGCGGCGUUAAGGACGGACCCCCUGCCAGCUGCCGAGAAGGGGCGGACGGACCGGCGGACGGAGGCCGGCAGGGGAGCGGGAGGCCGGCGGGAGCCGCUGCCCAGACGGCGAGGACGGCGAGGACAGCGAG
Messenger RNA from Odobenus rosmarus divergens (Pacific walrus), 2415 nucleotides. RefSeq names its product cartilage acidic protein 1 (gene CRTAC1). Gene Ontology annotation, molecular function: calcium ion binding. The transcript has 15 exons. Lineage: Eukaryota; Metazoa; Chordata; Mammalia; Carnivora; Odobenidae. Gene Ontology annotation, biological process: axonal fasciculation. The record is from RefSeq and is a predicted model, not a curated record. The coding region runs from base 340 to 2295 and encodes 651 amino acids.